AUGAGAAAGCCUUUGAUCAAGACUCUUAGCUGCAUUCACAGUGAGCUGAAGGACAACUCUGGAGCUAAGGGAGAGAGUAAAUUCACACUGUGUUUCUCUCUUGUAAACUGCUCAGAUUCCAUGGAAAAUAAUGUUACAGAAUUUAUCCUCACAGGUCUUUCCCAAGAUGAGGAGGUGCAACAACUAUGCUUCUUUUUGUUCUUACUCUUUUACAUUAUUCUCAUGACUGGAAAUUUUCUCAUUAUAAUGACUAUCCAGAAAAGUCCAAAUCUCAGUUCUCCAAUGUACUUCUUCCUUCGCUUCCUAUCCUUUGUUGACAUCUGCUAUUCCUCUGUGACAGCCCCCAAAUUGAUUAUUGACUUCCAGGCUGAAGUCAAACUCAUCUCUUUUGUUGGUUGUAUGAUCCAGCUUUUUUGUGUGCACUUAUUUGGCUGCACUGAGAUCUUUAUCCUCACAGUGAUGGCCUAUGACAGGUAUGUGGCCAUCUGUAAACCUCUACGCUACACAAGCAUCAUGGACUGGAAGGUCUUCUCCACACUGGUAGCCACCUGUUGGUUGGGAGGUUUUCUGCACUCUUUUAUCCAGACCAUCCUCACUGUACAACUGCCCUUCUGUGGCCCCAACUUGAUUGACCACUACUUCUGUGAUGUCCACCCUCUCCUGAAGCUGGCUUGUGCAGAUACAUAUGUGGUGGGGCUCAUCGUGGUAGCCAACAGUGGCAUGAUUUCUCUGAGCUGCUUUGUAAUCCUUGUGGGCUCUUACACUGUCAUUUUGCUUUCCUUCAAGACUCGUUCAUCAGAGGGAAGGCGCAAGGCUCUGUCCACAUGUGCUUCCCACAUCACUGUGGUGAUCUUAUUCUUUGUCCCCUGUAUCUUCAUCUACCUAAGGCCUUCCACCACUUUUACUGAGGACAAGAUGGUGGCUGUGUUUUACACCAUCAUU
This is a messenger RNA of Orycteropus afer afer, 942 nucleotides long. RefSeq names its product olfactory receptor 4S2-like. Lineage: Eukaryota; Metazoa; Chordata; Mammalia; Tubulidentata; Orycteropodidae. Gene Ontology annotation, biological process: G protein-coupled receptor signaling pathway. The record is from RefSeq and is a predicted model, not a curated record. Gene Ontology annotation, molecular function: olfactory receptor activity; G protein-coupled receptor activity. Gene Ontology annotation, cellular component: membrane.